This is a messenger RNA of Nerophis lumbriciformis (worm pipefish), 1740 nucleotides long. NCBI's taxonomy places the organism in Eukaryota, Metazoa, Chordata, Actinopteri, Syngnathiformes, Syngnathidae. The record is from RefSeq and is a predicted model, not a curated record.
AUGCUGCAUUUCCACCAUAAGUUGCCCACGGGGGCAGCCGUGGUCCUGCUCGCCGUUCUCCUCCACGGAUGUGCGAUACAAGCCGCGUCUCUCCCCCGUCACUACCGUCUCCGAGGCAACGCUGGUGAAGGGCAGCCAGCCGGUUCUGACUUGCUCAAAGCUCUGGAGUACAUAGAGAACCUGAAGCAGCGUAACGGCGGUCGCCCAGGACCCCCGGCCGCCAACUACGACGAAGUGGACAAGUACAGGGUGCUGCUUCAGCUCGCGUCCCAGCAGCAGCAACAGGAUGAGGCCCCCGCGGAACGUCAGGACAUCACAGCGGAGCAGCUGAUGAGAACCCUGCUCAAGUCCCUCCAGGAUCAGGCAAAGUUCAGCCCAGCCUCAACGCCCCGGAAUGACCGCCGCCUUCACAGACACCGCACCAAAGACACAGAAACUGAGCAGAGCUCACCGGUGGAUUACACUAACUAUCCCAGAGCCCACAAGAAAUACCCGUUGAUGUUUGAGGAUGAGGAGAACACGGACGCUUCCAAGCGGACUACGGAGGAUCUGGACCAGAAGUACACCCCUCAGAGUCUUGCCAACCUUCGCUCCAUCUUUGAGGAACUUGAAAGGAUGCCCAUGUCUGUAGGACAGAAGAGAGACAUCUUUGGGGAAGAGGCCGAGGACACCGAUGAGGAGGGACACCCGAGAGAGGAGUGGGUUCCCGUGGAGGAACAAGAAGAGACCGAGGAGAUGGUGAACGGGAGCCACGAGGAAGCAGACAGGGCCCUUGGGGAUGAGGAGGAUGAAGAUGGCGAAGAAGUGCAGCGACGCUCGAGUCAGGACCAGGAGGACGCUGACGAUGACACCAAGCUGGUCGAUUACUACCUCCUUAAAGUUCUGGAGAUGACCGAUCAGACGCAGAACAGGGACCAGACCGGGGAGCAAAGAAAAAGACUCAUCCGUCCUUCCAUUGUUGAUCCUCGUACCGUGAAAGAGUUGCUGGAGCUCUCGUUGAAGCUCCACGUCCCCCCGCAGGACCUCAUCGACAUGCUGCUUACGGAGGAGCUCCGGAAGCUCCACCGCAACCCUCCGCCUCAGUCUCGCUAUACAACCGGACAAACCCCAAAAGUCCGCUACUUCAGCCGCAGACUGCCCCUCAAGAGCAAGACCGCCGCCGCUCCUGAGGACAUGGACCGAGAGGACUUUUUAGACAUCAUCGGAGUGGAGACCAUCAGCAACGAGUAUCCCGUGAUACCCAGACCAGUCAAGUCAUCCUCAGAUCGAAUCCCGGCGAUGCCCAACCCUGAUACGAAUGCAGAAUCGGUCAAAAUCCCAUCUCCGGCCGGCCAUAGGGAGAAUAUGUUCUUGUCCGAGCUCAACAAGAUGCCGCUGCGACGUCAGGCGGAUGACGACGAUACAGAUGACGGCGAUGUGGAGGACGAGGUGACCACCUAUCUGGCGGCCAAAAUUCUCACGGAGUACCCGCCCAACGGGAUUGCUAAGCGGGACACCCAGGCACAAACCAAGGGCCGCUUCCCCUACGAGCUGUACGAGAGAGCCGUGAAAGACUACUUGAGCCAGGUGGACUCUGGGAGCAGACCUGUGGCCAAGAGGGAGGCCGAAGAGGAGAAGCCCACAGAGGUGCAAAGCGAAGAGGAGGGGAUGACGGCCAAAACCUCUGCUCCGGCACCGGGCACCACAUCGGGGGGAGAAGGUGGAGAGGGGUUCCGUGACAAGGCUGUGGCUGGAAUGUAA